ACGAGUUCUCAGUCAGUGUUUAUCGUUCAUACGGAAAACAACUUACAAAUUAUAUAAUCGAUAAUAUAAUAAUAUCACAAGCGACUUACACUCAAUAUGAAUUUCUACAUGGGAAUCGCUUUGGUUUUGUCUGCUUUAUUAGCAGUUUCUGCAGGUCCUACUUCAGGAAAAAAAUCGUGCCCGGCCAAUGAAAUUUACUUUGAAUGUGGGGCGAACUGCCAAUCCGAGUGUGACACCUUGGGUGAGCCAUGCAUGAUUAAUUAUUUCCGAUGUCCAGAUGGUUGCUAUUGCAUUGAUAACUACGCAAGGUUAUCACCUGGAGGAAAAUGUGUGCCAAUAGAGAAGUGUCCAAAAAAAUUAUAAUUAUUUUGUCAAAUAUUGUAUGCGGUAAUUUAAAAAUUACUACCACGAAAAUUAAGAGCUUACGUGUUAAUUUUCAAUAAAUAUUGUCACCAUACUUACCCGUAUAUACUAUAGUCUGUAAACAUGAAUAUAACAUCAAACGUUUCAAUAAAGUUUAAUAGUUCUGUG
This is a messenger RNA of Hermetia illucens (black soldier fly), 531 nucleotides long. Its product is annotated as chymotrypsin inhibitor Ani s 6-like. Lineage: Eukaryota; Metazoa; Arthropoda; Insecta; Diptera; Stratiomyidae. The coding region runs from base 97 to 363 and encodes 88 amino acids. The transcript is spliced from 2 exons. The record is from RefSeq and is a predicted model, not a curated record.